GGCGGACCUGUACGGACCGCCUGGGUGUUAGCGAACUAUGUCGGGUACGGAGCAACGUGAUGGAUAUCGCUCCAGUGAAGCAAAGCGCGAUACCGACCGGCGAGGUGAUGAGAGGAGGAAUGAGCGCCGGGACGAUCGCCGGAGUUACUGCCCCCUGACUUGCUUCUCUUGUGGAGAGUCGGGGCAUUAUGCAAACCAGUGCCUUGACAGGGACCGAAGACGCUACAACACCGAGAGGCCGUCCACGUCAUCGGACUCUCGACACUCUGGUCCGCCGCGGAGAUAUGAUCCCAGAAGAAGAUAUGAUUCACCACCUCAUGAUGGUGGGGAGAUUAAGAGCACGGUGACCGAGCUGGGUAAAUCUGUUGCCGCCAUGAAGGACUUUUUUGACGAAGCUAGACUGAAGAAGGAGGAGAAGGAACGGAGGAAGCGUGAGAAAAAGGAAGCCGAGGCACGUGAAGCUGAGGAGCGCGAACGUUUGGAGAAGAAAGCUAAGAAGAAGGCGGAAAAGUGCAAGAGGGAGUUGGAGUUGGAGGCGCAACGCCGUGAAGAGCUAAGGAAGGAUAAUGACAUCCAUCUCGCCAUACGAUUGAGCGAAAUGGAGGAGAACUUUGCACAUAAGGUGGAUAGCAUCAUCGGCCCGCUGCGAGAGCUCAUGAAGCAUGGCAAGAAGAAGGUUACAUAUGAUGAGAAGAGUGAGUCGACCUCGGAUGAGGAAAGUGACACGAGUGUCACGCAGGAGUUAAGCGCGCGAACGGAGCAGCUGCACAUCUCGGAGAAGAGGAAGAGGGGGCCGGGACCUGAAUUUGACGAUAGUCCCCCGAUAGAACUACCGCUAAAACGCACGCCCAAGAAAGGUGCUCUGAAACCAACUAGACUUAUCGGACGGAUGACGAGGGCAAGGACGACAGUGAAGGCACCUGGUUCUGUUAAGAGAAUCUCUCCGCGCAUCUGUAAAGAGGAAGGGGUGCCGUAUGACGGCAAGAUCGAUGCGAUCUUCGCGAUUGCAGACAAUCGUGCUAAGGAAAAGUAUGGCCUGGAUUCUGUCGAUGCUACCGAAGUGAUUGCAUUGGAGGAUAACGAGACCACAUAUGCUGAGCAGCGUAAAGAUGUACGGAUCUUCGUGGAAGGAGGUAACCUCUGGCAAUCCGGAUGGAAGCGGAUAUGCAAAGCAUUUGGGGAUGCUAAGCUGAAAGUCGGGGGUAAUACUGUAUAUCUGAAGCAGGCGAAGUUGGCCCUCCAGCAAGGGGGUGAGUUCCAGGUGGUGCACUGGUGGAAGUGGAAGCCCAGGUGUAGAUAUUUCAAGUAUCUCCUUAUUCAGAUUCUGCGUGAUCCACGUAAGUUGGAGGAUCUCUAUCGAUGGAACAUCAAGUCGCUCUUGCGACUGUAUUAUGUGGUGAAGGACUUCAGCAGGAAUUCAACGCGUAAGUAUCUGCGUCGGCUUAUCUCCAAAAUUUUUAGCAGUCGUUUUGAUCUGUGUAUGGGUUCGGAUCCGGUUUUUCGUCUAAAGUUCGAUGAUAGGAUUAAGGUGGUCGAGGUUCGUAAGGUUCUGAAUGAUGCGUUAAUGAGAGGGGACUUACCUAGAUGUUUUUUGCAGAGGAUGCGGAAAAAGGUCCAAAUCGUUUGGGUGAAGAACCCGUCGAUUGCGGAUACUAUGCACAAUCAUAGGGCUUUUGCCGCCCAGAACGAGCUCACCUGCAAGUGUGCACGUUUGUCUUUCCCGAAGUCGGAAGGUCAUGUCCGUUUCCGUGUUAGUUCGAUGGAAGAUGUACACCCGCUCUUGCGCAACACUCGGAACAUGCCACGUGUGACGACAGAUUGGGUCUGUUACAAAAGGAGAUCGCGGAGGGAUUUCGACAGUGUAGGAAUUGGAAAGGAGACGUGCCUGUGGUGUCGAGGGAAGAACUUGCCAGGUCUAUGAGCAACAGGUUUGUACCGGUGGACAAUCACUUGUUGUCCCAUCAUGUUGACGAACUGAAAGUGAGACUAGAGGUUCUAGUGCUCACUCCCCUAGAUCGCAAUCCAGGCGAGACUUUGGCUUUGUGCCCAUUUUUGUACUUCAAGGCGAUGAUGUCCACCUUCGUGCUCAACCCUGGUUAUCGGGUGAUGGAGAUACAGGCGGGACAGGUGCUUAGGGAGAUCAAGGAGGACGUAGCUAUGAGAGGCCUCAGUAAGUUCGUUCGGUGGGAGAAGAAGGGAGAGUUCGGUUCUGCCUAUGUUUUGCCUAAGCAAAAGGACUUGGGCACAUAUCGACCAAUCUGUCCAAUAUUUAAUGAACCCAUGAUAAGCAC
Chara braunii is the source of this 2291-nucleotide messenger RNA. Lineage: Eukaryota; Viridiplantae; Streptophyta; Charophyceae; Charales; Characeae. The record is from the annotation of a GenBank genome assembly.